Molecule: messenger RNA, 1200 nt
Organism: Musa acuminata subsp. malaccensis (wild Malaysian banana)
Lineage: Eukaryota; Viridiplantae; Streptophyta; Magnoliopsida; Zingiberales; Musaceae
Product: ATP-dependent Clp protease proteolytic subunit 6, chloroplastic
Biological process (GO): protein quality control for misfolded or incompletely synthesized proteins
Cellular component (GO): endopeptidase Clp complex
Molecular function (GO): ATPase binding; serine-type endopeptidase activity; ATP-dependent peptidase activity
Source: RefSeq, a predicted model, not a curated record
CGUCCCUCUCGUCUCGUCACUCGGUUCGCAACAAGCGGGGGGGCGAUUACAAUGGCCUCGGUACCCAUCUCCACGCCCUUGGGCUUCGCAGCCGCCGCAUCCUCCUCCGCCCGCUCCCGCUCCAUCAAACCGGCUCCUCCCAGAAACAUGUUCCAUCCCUAUGCUUCGCUUGAUGUCCCCGGAAAGAACAAUCAGGUUCACAGUUUGUCUUUGAAGCUCAGCGAACUUCAACAUCGUUCUUUUAGGCAUGAUGCAGUCAUAGAAGCAAAACAAGGAAAUCCACCUAUAAUGCCUGCUGUCAUGACGCCAGGAGGACCUUUAGAUCUUUCCUCCAUAUUAUUUCGCAACCGCAUAAUCUUCAUAGGACAACCUGUUAACUCGCAAGUGGCACAACGAGUUAUUUCGCAACUUGUGACGCUUGCUACUGUUGAUGAAGAUGCUGAUAUUCUGAUCUAUGUUAACUGCCCUGGUGGAAGUACCUACUCAGUCUUGGCAAUUUAUGAUUGUAUGUCAUGGAUAAAGCCGAAGGUGGGAACCGUAUGCUUUGGAGUAGCUGCUAGCCAGGGUGCGCUUCUUCUUGCUGGUGGAGAAAAGGGGAUGCGUUAUGCUAUGCCUAAUGCUCGCAUUAUGAUACAUCAACCCCAAAGUGGAUGUGGGGGUCAUGUGGAGGAUGUUAGGCGUCAAGUAAAUGAAGCUGUUCAGUCGCGACAUAAAAUUGACAAAAUGUAUGCUGCUUUUACUGGUCAACCUCUGGAGAAAAUACAACAGUACACUGAUAGGGAUCGAUUCUUCUCUGCCUCUGAGGCCUUAGAGUUUGGUCUUAUUGAUGGGAUCUUGGAAACAGAAUAUUAGCAAGAUCAUAUGUUGCUGAUAACCCCAUCUUCAUGGAUGCUCAUUAUUUACGGUCAAGUUAGCCAGAAUGGUUUAAAAGAUGAAAGCCAUUGAUGAGCAAGGGAAAAUGUGCAGGAAUCAUGCUUUGAUGUUUUAAUGCAUGUUAAGAUCUUUUUAAUUGAUGAUCCUGAAAACUUCCAUAGCAGGGAACCUCAUGGUUGACUCACCUAUCUGUGGUUAUUUGUUUUGAUGUUCUUCACAUUUGUUUCAAUAGUAUGUUCUGAUUACUUAUUAAAGCUACCACUUGUGCUUAAGAUGGAUGAGUAUAUCCAUUGACCCUGGAGAUGAAGAUCUCAGUGUUUUCAGAUU